This is a messenger RNA of Brenthis ino (lesser marbled fritillary), 1839 nucleotides long. The record is from the annotation of a GenBank genome assembly. Lineage: Eukaryota; Metazoa; Arthropoda; Insecta; Lepidoptera; Nymphalidae.
AUGAAAUGUUUAUUCAUCUACUUCCUACUCGGAUUUAUCUCGUUAGGCAUCGGCUUCGGCAUCAUGUUCCUUCAUCCCUACGACAUCAUAUUUAGAUGGAAAGUUAUAUUAUCAAACCAAGGAGAAAUCUAUGAUAUGUGGAGGAAACCAGAAGUGAAGCUUUACACCAGGGUAUUUCUAUUCAACGUGACCAAUUCUGAGGAAUAUAUGAGUGGGAAAGAUAGCAAGAUCAAACUGAAGGAAAUCGGCCCGUAUGUUUAUCGUGAGGUUCUAGAACACAGUAAUGUCACAUUCAACGAUAACGGCACAUUAUCCGCUAUUCCUAAUCAUCCUCUCGUCUGGGAAGAAGAACUUUCUAUGGGGAAUAAGGAAGACGAUAUCGUGAUUUUACCACAUAUUGCUUUAUUGUCCAUCGCAAACGUCGUUUCCCAGCAAAGUUUUGUAACACGCUUCGCUCUGAAUAACCUCAUAGGCCUAACUGACUCCCAGCCUCUGGCCAAGAUGACUGCCAAGGAGUUCAUGAUGGGAUACAAAUCUGAGCUGAUGACGCUUGGCAAUACCUUCUUGCCUGGUUGGAUUACCUUUGACAAACUUGGCCUUAUUGAUCGGAUGUACAACUUUAAGGGUGAUUUUGAGACGAUUUUCACUGGAGAAGAUGAUAUUUCCCUUGCUGGUCUCAUAGAUACGUAUAGAGGGUCUACUGAUCUUCCACAAUGGGAUGGUAAACAUUGCUCUAAUGUUCAAUACGCGUCUGAUGGGACAAAGUUCAAAGGAGAAGUAAAAAAGAAUGAGACGAUUAUCUUCUACAGAAAGAGUCUAUGUCGCGCUGCGCCUUUGAUUCCAGUAGGUGAAGGCGUGAAAAAUGGAAUUACUGGAUAUAAAUACACGUUUCCGGAACAUAUGCUUGAUAAUGGAAAGAUUAUUAAAGAGAACAAAUGUUUUUGUAGACAUGGUAAUUGUCUUCCUGAAGGUUUGAUAGAUGUAACAGAUUGUUACUAUGGAUUCCCUAUUGCACUCUCCUAUCCUCAUUUCUACAAAGGAGACGAGAUCCUUUCCAGCAAAGUUGAGGGUUUGACUCCUAAUAAAGAGGAACAUGAGACCAGCUUUUGGAUAGAACCAUUUUCAGGUCUUCCAUUGGAUGUCAGUUCCAAGUUCCAAAUUAACAUGGCUCUGGGCGAUAUAUCCGGUAUUAAAAACACUGAACGCUUCGCCAACAUGUAUCUACCUCUGCUAUGGUUUGAUAUUAGAAUGUACACGCUUCCAACAUCGAUGGAAAUCAAGUUUAGAUUCUACUUAAAUGUGUUACCUAUCAUUGAAAAAGGCCUUAUGUACCUGAGUUUUAUUGCUGGAACGGUUUUGAUCCUGGUCACAUCGUAUAUUUUAACAUUCAAGGUCAUGUUCAAAAACUAUGACAAAAAUAAUUUCAAAUCUAAUGUAUGGCUAGAUAAGGGUAAACAUGUAAACAAACAUGUGAUAAACAAAGAUGGUGUGUAUACACCAUGUGAAAUGCCAUUAUCAUCUGAUACGGAGAAUGAGAAAGCCGAUGAAAGACUUAUAGAAAGUGAAAAUGAUGAAAGUAAUAACGAAAAGGAGAAAGAGAGUUUUUUCAACACUGACAGAAUAAAGGAGUUCACACACAAACUAUUUGAUGUUGAUAGAAGAGAUUCUCUUAUAAACACCGAUAAGACUAACGAUGAAACCAAUGAAGCCUAUAAAAGUGACUCAAGUGAUAGCGGUAAAAUAGGAAAGUCAGAAUAUUUAGAAGUCUUAGACGAUGGUAGCGACUUCGAUUAUUAUGUUGAUAGAUCUAAACAAAGAGAUGCGUAUAUAGAUGUUGAA